This is a messenger RNA of Haemonchus placei, 471 nucleotides long. The record is from the annotation of a GenBank genome assembly. Lineage: Eukaryota; Metazoa; Nematoda; Chromadorea; Rhabditida; Trichostrongylidae.
AUGGCAGCAAAGAAUCAAGAAGAAAAGCAAGUCUCUAUUGAGUCGACUUCAGUAGCGAAACGAACUCGUGAAGACGGGGGGAACCCCUUCCAGCUCCAGCUACGAUCUCUGGAAGGACUUCUACGAGCGAGAAACCCGGAAGGAGAUCACCGUGUUGGAAAGACAAGAAGCGAGCAACUGGAACAACCACCUGCAGAAGGUCGGUACUCGUAUGGAAAGAUUGAGAAGAACCUAGCGGACCAUCGCGAAUCCGUCAAACAGACUGUAGCCCCGACGAAUCUGGUCAUCAAACUAGAACACGUGGAUGACCUGCUGAAGCAAGUCAUGACGAGUUCAACCGAGAUGCAGUCCAGCCUCGAAGAACAAAUGGAUAACGCGAGGAACCGUAUCCUCAUGAAAAUGGAUGAUAUUUUCAAAGAGACACAGACCGAUGCAGAACCGAAGUCGAAAGGGUCAGCAGCAACGCCGUAA